Molecule: messenger RNA, 893 nt
Organism: Pteropus alecto (black flying fox)
Lineage: Eukaryota; Metazoa; Chordata; Mammalia; Chiroptera; Pteropodidae
Gene: PYDC1
Product: pyrin domain containing 1
Exons: 3
Coding region: 189-458 (89 amino acids)
Source: RefSeq, a predicted model, not a curated record
GUUUGCUGUUAAGUGCCCGCCCAGCGGGAGCCACAGGAUUGAACCAAGGGUUCCCCUGGCCAGCUGCCAGGACAAUCUCCUCCCUGGAACGUCCUCCCGGGCGACAGCCCCGCCUGCUGCAGGACAGGGCGGGCCCGGUGGCUCAAGGCGCGGGGCCAUCGUAGGUUCAGAGGAGGCAGAGCUGAGCCAUGGGGAAGAAGCGCGACGCCAUCCUGGAGGCGCUAGAGAACCUGACGGCGGAUGAGCUCAAGAAGUUCAAGUUGAAGCUGGGAGCUGCGCCGCUGCGCCAAGGCUUUCGGAACAUUCCGCGUGGGGCGCUCGGGCCGCUGGACGCCGUGGACCUCACUGACAAGCUGGUCGCCUUCUACUGCGAAGACUACGGCGCUGAGCUCACCGCAGUCGUGCUGCGCGACAUAGGCAUGCAGGAAGAGGCAGAACGGCUUCAGGGGGUCGCAUAAAGACGGAUGAGGUUGGAAGUCAUGCAGUUUUCAGCAGAGGAGUCUAGGGCCAAGAAGUGCAGGGCAACACUUGUUUGUGUGCAAAGAAAACCCGCAGAAGCUCACCUCGACCACCAGUGGUGAGAAGACAAUGGCAGCUUCUCCACCGCGGGGACCAAGGACCAAUCCAUGCCUCCAAAACCCGCCUCCUCCCAUCCCUGAACCUGUCAUUUAUUCUUCCACAGCCCAAUAAAUGCUUCAUGACAGAUAUCCCUGGGCCUUUGUAGCCACAUACCCUCCUGUAGCUACCUGCAUGUGAUUUGCCACACGUAUGGCAUGGGCAAGCUAUGGGAAUCGCAAACCUUGGGCCGUGCACAACUAUGUGUGGGCUCUGGAAGCGUUCUCAACCAGAAAAACAAAUCUGGACUUGGGACUCGUGCCAACGUGAGCCUGCGC